Cornus florida is the source of this 996-nucleotide messenger RNA. RefSeq names its product protein ALP1-like. The coding region runs from base 159 to 725 and encodes 188 amino acids. The record is from RefSeq and is a predicted model, not a curated record. The transcript is spliced from 3 exons. Lineage: Eukaryota; Viridiplantae; Streptophyta; Magnoliopsida; Cornales; Cornaceae.
UUUCUGUGAUUCCGAAUAAGAUUAGAGAGUCUUCUAGGUUUUUCCCUUACUUCAAGAAUUGCGUGGGAGCUAUAGAUGGAACCCACAUUCCUGCAACUCUGCCAACAAGUACACAACUUCCAUUUCGUGGUAGAAAGGGUUAUACCACACAAAAUGUAAUGGCUGUAUGUGACUUUGACAUGAGGUUCACAUAUGUGCUAGCUGGGUGGGAAGGCUCCGCUAAUGAUUCGAGAAUCCUAAAGGAGUGUAUUGAGAAUGAGGCAAUGAACUUUCCAGCUCCACCAGCAGGUAAGUAUUAUUUGGUGGACUCAGGAUAUGCCAACAAGCCUGGUUAUUUGGCCCCAUUUCGAGGUCAUACUUACCACUUUCAGGAAUAUCGUAGGACUAGACAACCUCGUGGUCGGGAGGAAGUGUUCAAUCAUAGGCAUUCAUCUUUGAGAAAUAUAAUUGAGCGAUGCUUUGGGUUGUUGAAGAUGAGAUUCGCUAUUUUGAGGGCAAUGCCUCCUUAUAAGUUUUCAACACAAGUAUUGAUUGUAAUGGCUUGUUGCACAUUACACAAUUUCAUCAGAAAUCAGCAUCAGCCUGAUGAUUUAUUUGAUAGUAACGAUCCUCCUCAAAGUGAUGGUGAAGAUGAUGAGAUUGUUGAGCAUGUGCCUUCGGCUCAGCUUCGAGAAAUGGAUCAGUUGCGUAAUACUAUUGCUGAUCGAAUUUGGAAUUCUCUUUAGCACUUUUGAUCCUUCUGAAAGUGAUGAUAUGAAGUGUGUUGAUGUUCUCUUAAAGGCCACAUGUGCUGUUAUGAAGAUGAUGUGUCGUUGCCAUUGUCAUCCACUUUAUGAACUUCUUAUCAAUUUUUACUGACAACUAUGUAUUGUUAAUGCUUUGUUCCAAACAUUUUAUGUACAACUUAAACUUGUUUAAUUUGUUGGUUGAAUAUUUAAAGACUUGUAAAUGGUAUACACUCUAUUUCAAUUAUGCUUUCAGUUGGGUUUGUUUUUA